AAAAAAAAGGAAAAAAAAGAAAAAAAGAAAAAAAGCAAAGCAGAGAGAAUAAAAAGACCAGAUGUUGACAAAUUUCCUGUCACUGUUCUUAGAAGGUUGUUUGUUCUUGUGAGAGGAGAUUUUCUCUCCUGGGAUCUCUCCCCCCUCUUCUCCUCUCCCCAUCUCCCUCUUUCUCUCUCUAAAACCUUCUCUGGCCCAUCAGAUCAAUCCCCUCUCUCUCUCUCUCUCUCUCUCUCUCUCUCUUAGCCUCUUUGUUGGUCUCCUCCUCCUUAAUUUGCUGUGGGGAGAGAGAGGGAGAGAUAGAAACCACUCCUCUCCCAUUAGAGCCUUUUUGAUCUCCUUUUGUUAUUCUCUCCACACCCUUUUUUUGUUUUUGUUUUUUUUGCCUUUUUUGGAGCCAUUUUUCCUACUGUUUCAGUGGUAACACCCUGUCUCUGGCUACUGGGUUUUUGGUAAAAGGGGGUAAAUUUGGGACCUUCGGGGCCCUUCAUGGAGGAGGAGCCGAGGCCAUUUGGGUUUCACAUGUUCAGGGUGGUGAUGCUGAAUCCGCUUCAGAGGGGCGAUAGAGAUCGUUGAGAGGAAAAAGGGUGAGGCGGGUUGAGCUCUCUCUGUAGCCCGGAAAUCUGCAGUUUCCUUUUGAAUUCAAACACUAAAUCUAGGCUACCUUAUUGCGAUCAUGGAGCCUCACAUUGGAUGCAUUUGAGAGUGUAGUAUAAUUGGGUGAGCAACUCCUGUUUCAGAUCAAUUCUGGUUGUCGCAUCAUGCAGAAAACUCGUGCAUUUACAAUGUAAUGGGACAGCCUUUCCGGUCAUUGCUGGCUUCUUGAAUUGGAAUGGGAACUAAAGUGGAGGGAAAAAUUUAUUUGCCAGGAUAUUUUGCCAUGAGGGAUCCUAAUUUUUCUUCAAACAGUAGUUGGUCUCUGUACUUUGAAGAGAAAACUUCAAGUGGGCAUCCGGAUGAUUGGUUCAUGUCGGGAUCCGCAAAUGGAUGCUCGGAGUAUGAUAAAGAAAUGCUAAAGCGGACAAUGCUUGAGCAUGAAGCUAUAUUUAGAAAACAGGUUUAUGAACUUCACCGUCUUUAUAGAAUACAGAAGGAUUUGAUGCAAGAGUUUCAAAAGAAAGAGUUAUUCAGAUACCCAAUGUCAGCAAAUACUUCAAACUCGAAUUCCUUUUCAUCUCAAAUGCCGUGUAAUGGUGCAAAACUAAAUUGGCAGAUGCCUCUCUUCCACACUGGUUAUGAAAAUAGUCCUAUUACACAAAAAAAUGAGAUUAAAUCCUCCUUAAAUUUUCUUAAGGAAGGUAGUGUCCAGUCCUCCCCAAAUGGAAUUACCAAAAAGAUGUUUGACCUUCGACUCCCCGCUGACGCAUACAUUGACAAUGAAGAGGAAGAACGAUCCUUGAAGAAAAAUAAGAGUAUUCGAAUUGAUAACGGAAAUGAUAUUAAGCUAACUUUAGGAAGUGUGAAUGGCUUUAACUGCAGAGCGGACAGUUGGGUAUCUGAUUCACUUACUCAAAACAAUCACAAUAACCAAAAAAUGGCGGAUUUGAAUCAACCUUUUAGAGAGACAUACUGUGAAGGGGUAGCAGAUUCAGCGUCAACAGAUUUUCUUGGCAUGAAGAAAUUUAGUACAGAGAAUCACUUGCAUCAUUCAUCGACAAGAUGGAAUACUGGUGUGUUGGCCUUUCAAAGGGACCUUUUUAAAGAAAAGCGUGUGGAUGAAGGGUCUAGUUCAUAUUUCUUCGAUGUGAACACAAAAAUCAGACAAGAGAACUCAUUCAUUACCAGAGAAAAUGGUAAAGGCACAGGCACCAUGAACAAUUUUUUCACUCACAAUUGCUUUACUCCGGAACCUCAAAGGUCAUCAGAACCAGCUGAUAUGAAGCUUAAGAGAAACCAUGAAACUCUUCUGCUCAAUCAGAAUAACGCAAUGGAUUGGUUUAGACCAAAAACAACCAAUCAUCCAAACGUUUCGAGAAGUGCUUUGCCUUCUAAUUUGAAUAGCUAUCAUAUCCAUCAAGAAAGCUUUGGUGAUCAAUAUCUUGAGGGUACAAGGUUGGAAAAUGCACUUCCAGAUGGAUUUCGAGAUGGCUUAACUGCCCAGCAAGAUCGUACUUUUUGCAACUUGGAGCGUAGAUUUGAGGAAUCUGCAAUGGCGAUCUCUUGGCUCAGAAAAAAAGCAGCUUGUGACGAACCUGUCGGCUUGAAAAAGCCACAAACAGUUCCAAGCUUCUUACAAGGAGCUGCUCAAGAACCUAAUAGCAAACAUGAAAAUGAAUUAGUUGUAUCUAUUCGACCUGACGUUAAUGCAACCUCCAAGCCUAGCUGGCACAUAAUAGGGAGAGAUGAAGCUUCUGAGGACACUUCUACAAGAAUCCUUGGUAUUCCCAUUUAUGAUAAGAUUCAAAAAAGUGCUAUAUUCUUGCCCAUUUCAUGUCAGGAACAAUCUCCAAAUGUAGACAAAGACACCGAAAAGGCUUCGGGAAGAAGCGGCACCACCCUUAGGAAUCUCAUUAAUCUAAAUGAUGAGUAUUCAGAGCCUUUGGAUGUCUUGCCUGAAAUUAUGGUAGUCAAUCCACUGCCAACGUCUGCAACAAGUGCUUCUGUGAAAAGCACUUUUGAGAUUGAUUUGGAGGCACCGUUAUGUCUAACUGAAGAUGAUAUAAAUCCUCCACGAGAGUCUGUGAUCGCAGUCAAUGUUGUUAAUUCACAAGGAAAAGAACUCCAGCCUGACUCAUUCGAUAUACAGGCGGCAAACAAUAUCAUCGCUAUGUCAAUGGAAAUAAAAUGCUCUUUAGAAAGACCCUCUCCUCCUUGCUCUGAUACACUACGGUGGUUUGCCGAAAUUAUUACAUUGAGCACAGAACAUGCAGAAAAUUCCUCAAAUAAUGAAGGUUUGGAUCUUUUUGAGUCCAUGACACUGAAAUUGCAAGAGACCAAGAUCGAUGAGUACUUGUGCGAGCCAAGAGCACUUUUAGAUAAAAAUGAGGACGAUGGAAAAGCUUCAGCUUCAGCUUCUGCUUCUCUACUCUUCACAAAAUCUCGGAGGGGCCAAGCGAGAAGGAGAAGGCAAAGGAGGGAUUUCCAAAAAGAUAUACUCCCUGGCUUAGCAUCUCUCUCUAGGCACGAAGUAACGGAGGAUCUUCAAAUCAUAGGCGGGUUAAUGAAAGCUUGUGGUAGCUCAUGGGAGAUGGGCUUAAUGGGACGAAACGGUCGGAACGGCUUGCGUGCAAGGAGGCAAAGGAGGAGUUUGGCCGUUACCGUUGAGGAGAUUCGGGUCAGCCCCCCUCCUCCGCCACCCGUGCUGCAGCCCAUUAUUCCUGAUGCGGACGAAGGGAGAGGUAUUAUUGGUUGGGGGAGGACGACGAGGCGGUGCCGUAGGUCGAGGUGUCCUCCGGGCAAUUCCACUGCACCUUUGAGUUAGGAAAGAUGACUCGGAAGUGAGAAAACAUUCUUGGUGUUGCUCUAUAUGUAUAGAGGAAUUUUCGCAUGGGAAUUUUCGAUGGGGCCGCUGCAGGGUGAUUGAAAUCGGGAUUGUACAUGCUUUUGUUGAAGGUCCUAAUUUGGGCCUCUGCUUCGGUUAAAACAGCUUGUACAUUUUUAUAAUAAUCGUUAGACUAUUUCGUAAAGCGGAAAACAAGUUGUUGUGGGUGAAGGAGACGGGAAAAGCCGGUUUAGAGUACAAUUCCGGUGUAGAGUACAAUAUAGCAUCACAAUGUCUCUGCAGUCAACUGCAGAGAAGUGAUGCUUAAAGUCUUAAACAGUGUAAUUAGAGAAAAUGGACCGAGAUGGUGGGAGCUUUUCAUUUUCAAUCCCCGAUUACAUUGGAAUUUCAAUUUACUGCAUUUGUGUAAGUGAAGUAGUUGAUGAAUAGGCUACAGGAUUACUAUUUGCUACCUGAGAUAUUAGAUUAUCAGAUCACCAGUAACUCUUGCAUAUUUUCUUCAGCAUUUUGUAAAUAUCUGCAACAGAGGACCAACUAAUUCUUGUAUAAAUGGUUUUUUUUUUUUUUUU
This is a messenger RNA of Ananas comosus (pineapple), 4011 nucleotides long. RefSeq lists its product as uncharacterized. The transcript has 5 exons. The record is from RefSeq and is a predicted model, not a curated record. NCBI's taxonomy places the organism in Eukaryota, Viridiplantae, Streptophyta, Magnoliopsida, Poales, Bromeliaceae. The coding region runs from base 833 to 3421 and encodes 862 amino acids.